Messenger RNA from Bacillus rossius redtenbacheri, 1807 nucleotides. RefSeq names its product plasmanylethanolamine desaturase 1 (gene Kua). The transcript is spliced from 4 exons. The record is from RefSeq and is a predicted model, not a curated record. Gene Ontology annotation, molecular function: oxidoreductase activity. Lineage: Eukaryota; Metazoa; Arthropoda; Insecta; Phasmatodea; Bacillidae. The coding region runs from base 243 to 1157 and encodes 304 amino acids.
UUAAACGUAAAUAAUGUGUAUUCAGCGGUCUGUGGGCGUGAUGUUAAAUAAAGUGUUGUACUAUGUACUGGAAUUGAAUUUCGCGAAGCCCGAUUCGUAACUUGCUUACUAGACCUGUAAGUCAGUAAUAUGUGCCUCGUAAUGAAAAUAACUUUUUCACAAGUUUCUAUGUCUUGGGACAGAAUGUUUUUUGUAUUCAUCUAGAAUAGAAAUGUUUCUGCAUUUUUAUAAUCGUUUAUAAUAUGACAGAGUGGGCAGAUAGUAAACCGACGAGAGCGGUAAUAAAUAGUAGAAUGGCAACCACAUUUUUGAGACCAGUUAAGACAGACCAACAAAUAUAUGAAAACUCUAUGCUGGAAGAUGAUCCUAACGCAAAUUCAGCUGUCACGCACGAAGAGAGAAUUAAACCAAGGUGGGGACCUCACCACAAGGGUGCCCAAGAACUUGCAAACUUGUACAGUCAAGGUAAACGCAUACAAGAGUGUAUCUGCGUUGGUAUAUGCAUAACACUGAUGCUGGUAAACUUCAUCUUUAUCUUGUACCACCUGCGCCUAGAGAACAUGAGCACCAUUGUGAUAGCAGCGUUGUGUGGCAUAGUGACAGCGGACUUGGGUUCUGGCAUCGUCCACUGGGGUGCAGACACCUGGGGCUCUGUCGAGCUGCCAGUCAUUGGCAAGAAUUUUCUACGGCCAUUUCGUGAACAUCACAUUGAUCCGACCUCCAUCACACGCCAUGACUUCAUAGAGACAAACGGUGAUAACUUCAUGGUCACCAUUCCAUUCCUGGGCUGGAUGGCAUGGAAGUUUCUGGCCUGCUCAGAAGAAGAGGUCCAGACAAGUUUCUCUUGGAUAUGUUAUCUCUUCUUACUUGCGCUCUUUGUGGCAAUGACAAAUCAGAUACACAAGUGGUCCCACACGUACUUCGGCCUGCCGGGCUGGGUGGUAGCACUGCAGAACUACCAUGUAAUCCUGCCUCGCCGCCACCACCGCAUACACCAUGUGGCGCCUCAUGAAACGUACUUCUGCAUCACAACGGGCUGGCUCAACUGGCCACUGGAGAAGGCGCGCUUCUGGCAGGGCCUGGAGUGUGUCAUCCAGCGAGCGACUGGCUGUCGACCGCGCGCCGACGACUUCAGGUGGGCGCAAAAGCGCUCGUGAAACUGGCUCCCCCUUCCCUCCCUUAUCCAUGCUGCGACCCACCGACUCACGCCUGUAUUUUUACAAAAGUCUUUACAAAUAAUAUGUGAAUAAUCUGUCAUGCCGAUGGGUGUUCGGUGAAAGUGGUAUGGUCUUUUCCUCUCUCAGGGACCAAAGGGUGUACGUUGGAGCAUGUUCCCCUGAUAAUCGCUUUGUUAUGUGCAGUAGAAUCUUGGUUGUACCACAUGGCUUGAGAAAUUUUUUUACAUAAUUUGAUUCAAAUGCAGGGCUUAUUUCUUUGUAUUUUGUGAUUAAUUUUAAUUUUCAUCGGUCAACCGCUCUUUCCUGACGUCUUUCCUCCAUCACCAUUUCACCUUCAUAUACAUCUCUCAACCAUCACCAUCUGUCAUCCAUCAUCAUCUCACCUCUAUCACCACUCCAUCACAAUCUCUCUCCAUCACUAUUUCUCCUCCAGUACUAUUUUUCCUCCAACACCAGCUAUUGUCCAUCACUAUCACCUUCAACACCAGCUCUCCAUCACCGUCACCUCCAUUACCAGCUCUCUGUCACCAUCUCCUCUUCAAUUACCAUUUCUCCUCCAUCACUGUCUCCUUCAUCAUGUCUCUCCUCUGUCACCAUCUCUCGUCUAUCACCAUCUCUCCUCCAACACU